CUCUCCGCCCUGCCCCUCUAACGCUGUGUCCUGGCGCCCCGUGAUUCUCAGGCCGUGAUCGCUGGCCAUGGUCUCUGCCGGCCCCGUACUACUUGUGCCACAGGCGGAGCCGGCUUCUUCAGGUCCCCUCUCCGGCGCAAGGAGACGGCCGCAUGGUGGGGCGCUAUUUAGGGGGCGUGGCCAGCGUCAGCCCCCGCCCCGUUCUGUGGCGCGCAGGGUGGCGCGCGGGUGAGCCGGGAGUGGGCGGGGCACUGGGUUUAGUAGAACAGCUGGGGGCCGGGGCCGCCUCGGUACGCCCGUCUUCCGCUUCUCCCGGUCCGUCGAUUCGGAGGAGCGGUGGCGACCUCGGCUUCCAGUGUCCCCGGCGGAGUGAAGCGGCAGCGGCAGCCGGGAUGGUGGUGUUGGGCUUACUGCAGGCAGGCGGGUCGGUGCUGGGACAAGCGAUGGAGAAGGUGACGGGCGGCAACCUUCUGUCCAUGCUGCUGGUCGCCUGCGCCUUCACCCUCAGCCUGGUCUACCUGCUCCGCCUCGCUGUCGGCCACCUAGUCCAGCUGCCGGCCGGAGCGAAAAGUCCACCAUACAUUUUCUCUCCAAUUCCGUUCCUUGGGCAUGCCAUAGCAUUCGGGAAAAGUCCAAUUGAAUUUCUAGAAAAUGCAUAUGAGAAGUAUGGACCUGUGUUUAGUUUUACCAUGGUAGGCAAGACAUUUACGUACCUUCUGGGGAGUGAUGCUGCUGCACUGCUUUUUAAUAGUAAAAAUGAAGACCUGAAUGCAGAAGAUGUCUACAGUCGUCUGACAACACCUGUGUUUGGGAAGGGAGUUGCAUAUGAUGUGCCUAAUCCGGUUUUCUUGGAACAGAAGAAAAUAUUGAAAAGUGGCCUUAACAUAGCCCGCUUUAGACAGCAUGUUUCUAUAAUUGAAAAGGAAACAAAGGAAUACUUUCAAAGUUGGGGAGAAAGUGGGGAAAAAAAUUUGUUUGAAGCUCUUUCUGAGCUCAUAAUUUUAACAGCUAGCCAUUGUUUACAUGGAAAGGAAAUCAGAAGUCAACUCAAUGAGAAGGUGGCACAGCUGUAUGCAGAUUUGGAUGGCGGUUUUAGCCAUGCAGCCUGGCUGUUACCAGGUUGGCUGCCUUUGCCAAGUUUCAGACGCAGGGACAGAGCUCAUCGAGAAAUCAAGAAUAUUUUCUAUAAGGCAAUUCAGAAACGCAGAGAGUCAGAAGAAAAAGUUGAUGACAUUCUUCAAACUUUACUAGAGUCUAAGUACAAGGAUGGGCGUCCUUUGUCAGAUGAUGAAGUAGCAGGGAUGCUUAUUGGACUGCUCUUGGCAGGGCAGCAUACAUCCUCAACUACUAGUGCCUGGAUGGGCUUCUUUUUGGCCAGAAACAAAACACUUCAAGAAAACUGUUAUUUAGAACAGAAAACAGUCUGUGGAGAGAAUCUGCCUCCUUUAACUUUCGACCAGCUGAAGGAUCUAAAUUUACUUGAUCGCUGUAUAAAAGAAACAUUAAGACUUAGACCUCCUAUAAUGACCAUGAUGAGAAUGGCCAAAACUCCUCAGACUGUGGCAGGAUAUACCAUUCCUCCAGGACAUCAGGUGUGUGUUUCUCCUACUGUCAAUCAUAGACUUAAAGACUCAUGGAUAGAACGUCUGGACUUUAAUCCAGAUCGCUACUUACAGGAUAACCCAGCAUCAGGAGAAAAGUUUGCCUAUGUGCCAUUUGGAGCUGGGCGUCAUCGUUGUAUCGGGGAAAAUUUUGCAUAUGUUCAAAUUAAGACAAUUUGGUCCACUAUGCUUCGUUUAUAUGAAUUUGAUCUCAUUGAUGGAUAUUUUCCUGCUGUGAAUUAUACCACUAUGAUUCACACCCCUGAAAACCCAGUUAUCCGUUACAAACGAAGAUCACAAUGAAAAAGGCUGCAAGGAACUAAUGAUACAUUAUCACUGUAAGCUGCAAAAGCACUGAAAGAGAAUGGAGUUUAUGAAAUAACUGAUAUAGUGUAAUUUUUAUUAAUUCUAAAAGCCAGUUUAACUUAUCAUUUUAAUGUUUUAUUAACUGAAUGGUUCUAUCAAAUCUAAUGGCAUUUGAAACAUUUUCUAAUAGUUUUGAUACUUACUGUACACAUGUGCUUUAAGGAAGUUCAUUAGAAAAAAAAAUUGUUCAGGGGAUCUAGUUAGAUCCUAAAUAAUAUAAUUUCCAGGUAGUACAUUUAAGAGCAUACAUAGCUCUUGGCAAGUAAGUUCAGAGUAUUCAAAUCUUGCAUUAGUUCUGCAAGAUAUUAAAUGUUUUAAAAAAGUAAAACAGCACAGUAAGAUGUGGAAGUCACAGGUUAUUCAUUUAUCUGGGCAAUUUUUUUUGUGUGUGUGUGAGGAUGGGAGGGUAGGGAAUAAAUUCACAUCUAAAGCCUUGAAUAAAAGGGUAUACUAAUUGUUUUGAUAUAAUGAUAGUCUCAGCAAUGGAACUAUGUUUGAAAAAAAAAAAUCCUUCGAAAUUUAACUGAAAGCCUAUAGGAAAUUGAGAGAUCUAGUACCAUACUUGGUAAUAUUUCCUGAAAAUAAUGUAAUUAUUAAUGCUAAAGACUGUUCAUGUCUUGAUUUAAUUAUUAAAUAUUACAUAUUUAUCAAAUGGGUAACUAUGUAUCUGGUUCUACAAGGUCACAUCUGUAUGAAAGUCCACAAAGUCCUUAAUUUUAUUUCUUCUCUUUGGCUUACGGUUGUUCCCUGCUUCCUUUCCAGAAUCCAAUUAGGGAUGUUUCUGUUAUUAGUUCUGUUGAUUAAAAUGGUUAUUAACAAACUUUUUUUUAAAUAUAAAAUGUGAGAUCAGAGAACUCUGGGUCCUUGGGAAUAGUAUAAUCAGUCACAUUAUAAUUUGAUUCCUGAACACAGACUUUAUAUAACUGGGGACCCAACUAUGAGAGAUAUCUAUAAUUUGACCAUAUAGCCUCAUCUUCUUACUAGAUGAGGCCAAAAUGUUUCCCUUAUGUAUAUUACAGUCCUGUUUAAAAGGCUGGAAGACUCAUGUUAAACUCUAAUUGUAGAGGAAAAAAUCUGUUGUUAGAUAAUUUUUCACAUUAAAAUUUUCUUUGAGAAAAGCA
Messenger RNA from Lemur catta (Ring-tailed lemur), 3088 nucleotides. Its product is annotated as lanosterol 14-alpha demethylase. The transcript is spliced from 10 exons. The record is from RefSeq and is a predicted model, not a curated record. Lineage: Eukaryota; Metazoa; Chordata; Mammalia; Primates; Lemuridae. The coding region runs from base 153 to 1904 and encodes 583 amino acids. Gene Ontology annotation, molecular function: oxidoreductase activity, acting on paired donors, with incorporation or reduction of molecular oxygen; monooxygenase activity; heme binding.